Exserohilum turcica Et28A is the source of this 2475-nucleotide messenger RNA. RefSeq lists its product as uncharacterized. Lineage: Eukaryota; Fungi; Ascomycota; Dothideomycetes; Pleosporales; Pleosporaceae. Bases 308 to 2221 code for a protein of 637 amino acids. The transcript is spliced from 2 exons. The record is from RefSeq and is a predicted model, not a curated record.
UCGCUUUUUUUUUCUCUUGGCUUGGCUUGCAUCUUCGCGAUACGGCUACGCCUACACUACGCUACGCUACGCUAUACUACACCUGCUUGCGAACGAUACGAACGAACGAAUAAGCGAACUCAUGACGACCAAGUCGCCGCGCGAAACAAAUACUAUGCAGCACUAAACCAGCCAUAUACUCCCAUCGCUUGCGCAAAUACACAUUUCGCCCUACCUAGGAACCGACGAUUCGCAUUCAGGGUAUCGUUUUUAUCCAUAUCCUCGUUUUUUUCUUUACCGACGCUCGCUGCUUCAAACAAACACAUACAUGCUUUCGCUACGAACAUGGAGGCUCUCGGCGCUGCAAAUACUACUUAUCGGAAAUGCAUAUUUGGUGGGGACAUGUGUGGCGGUACACGGCGCGGAUGUUGGUGUUGAUAUACCUCCACCAAUACCCGGUAUUACGGCCGCGCCGCGUGUAGAUGGUAGUAGCGUGGAGGUGCGAGAGCUGCGGCGAAGACAAGCGGACGAUCCCGAUGCAAUCCAGCUUCUCGGCAUCCUCGCCACCGCACUACCCCAGUCGCUCCGCCAGAUUGCCGCGACAAACAUACCCGCUGUGUCGAGCAUUCUGUGGAACGAAUUCCUGGAUAACAAUCGUCCGCAGUGGUUCAAUGAGCUGCCGUAUGACGUCCAGAGUUAUUUGAUUAAAGAGUUUGGGCCUGCGACUGCGGCACCGCCCGCCACGGGGCCGUUGCCAACUGACGUCACUGCAUCUGUGACUGGAAGCCCGACGACAACACCAACGAGCAUUUCGCAGGCGUCGAGUACAGCGUCUUCGGUGCGGGAAUCGCAAUCGUCGGUGUCGGUGUCGGAGAGUUCAAGGAGAAUUACACCGACGGCAUCGUCGAGCCAGACUUUGAGGUCGACAUUCCGAGAGUCGUCGUCGCUGCUGACUACUUCGUCGGCAACCACCUUCUCGACAUCAACAUUAGCCUCUUCAACCCCCAGCCCAACCUCCAGCGCAACCCCCAGCACAACUUCCAGCACAACACCCAGCGCAUCAUCAGACCCCGUAGCCCCCGCAUCUAGCUCCUCGGGCCUAACGCGCAGUGCGAAAAUCGGCAUUGGCAUCGGCGUACCGCUUGCAGCUCUCGCCCUCGCAGCCUGCAUAUUCGGAUGCUGCAUCUUCAUCCGACGGCGACGAAAACAGCGCAUUGAAGGCAGUCAGCCACCCUCAUCACCAGGCUUCAUCCCGCGAUUUUCGUUCCAAGAGGGCCGGUUUGAACCAGAAUACUAUCAGCACCGUGCGCCGUUGAAUCCCCGCUUCGCAAACCAGCAUCAGCACGGCCACUUUGUCGACGAUAGGAACUGGGAUGAGGAGGAGGGAUACGAUGCAGCGCCCUUUUCGACAGCGUACCACGGACAUAUGAUUCCACCAGCAGCAGCGCCCACGCCGUCGCAAGCGAACAUCCUAGCGAGAAACAGUAUGCCAGAGUCGCCGAGUGAUGUAGGAGCGAUGUCGCCUACGAACAUGCAAGACGACCACAGGCCCAUGCUAGCACCCGCGCUGUACCACAGCCACUCGUCGAACCGCGCGCGGGGAAGGCGAACAAGCCAUAGCAGUCUACACUCUGUGGCCGAGGUGACGGAGCCGGAUGAAGCCAAUGCCGACUCACCUGUUCUAGGUCGUCAGCAUUAUCAGCAGAGGCGCGGCUCCAGGAACAGCGGUAAACUACCAGUCAUCGAACCGUUGCGCAUCCCUGCUUCCGGAAGUAUAAAACGCAAACCGAUUUCUUCGCCUCAAGAAGCAGAAACAUCGCAGAACUUAUUAUCCCGCCCGGCUCUCGCUGCUGCUUCACAUACAGCAGCCGGGCAACACAGCGGAAGCAGUUCGUCUGCCCUCGCUCUCUCCAAUAUCUCGUCCUACCUUUCUUCUCACGCCUCCUCCUUUACCUCUGCCUCCCAUUCUUCCUCUUCUUUCUCGACGAACAAGCCUCGAAUGGGAUACAAUCACGCGGGAUAUGCCUAUCUGGAGGAUUAUGGGCCCGAGUGGUAUUACAGGGGCGGAAACGGGGAGAACGGGUAUCAUGGGUAUCAUGGGUAUGAGGAUGGGGGUCCAGGCCCGCAAGAAGACAAAAGUAGGAUGACAGAGUGGCCGUUGAGGAAUUCCGACGGUGGUACUGAGGCAGUGUAUGAGAGAACACAGAGUCCCAUGUGGGAUCGCGUGUACGACAGGGUUUGAUGACGGUAUGGCCUUUCCUUUGUUCUCGGUUUGAUCCUGGCAUGGUACAUGGAGUACAGGCGUUGAACUAACGAGGAGAUAUCCACUCCUUUGGGUUAUGGGCGACGAUAGCAUAGUACAUGGCGCCAUGAGUGCGCACGUUUUCUCCCAUCGAUAUACCCUUUUUGUAAAAACACAUACGCAUAUGGAGCUAGCUAGUCAGUAGGUUAGCGUGAUAGCGCACCAUGAACAACAAAGCAAUAAUGACAGCGCAA